AUGGGUAAGGCUAGUCGCGCCGUGUGCAUUGCCCCGCCUUUGCUGCUCACAUUUGCGUCUUUGAUCUGCUUUCUUGUUAUUGCGUUGGCGCAAGUUUCUGCUGGUGGUCACAGCACUUCACUCCAGCGAGAUCUCUACUUUUUCAAAGUAGAUACGAGCAGGAUGUUGCUUAGUUCUCAAAGUUUGCUAGAUACUCUCCCCGACGGUAUCGUUGGCACCCAGGUUCCUGACGCCCAUCAAAUUGUAGAAAAGUCCCAGAAUAUAAAAGACUUUUAUGCGGUUGGCCUCUUCGGUUACUGCGAGGUCACGCACUGCAGCGAUUGGAAAUUGCCAUUCUCUUUCGACCCUGUAGCUGUCUGGAAGCUGGAAAAUACAAGCGUGCAAGCGAACCUAGGGGACCGAUUUACUAAGGGCAUAAACAUAUACAGAAAAAUGGUAGAGUCGACACAUUACGUCUUCAUAGCCAUGUUAGCGUUGAAUGUAUUGGAAUGCAUAGCGGGGAUACUUGCCGUUAAGGGCAGAUUAUACAGUUUGUGCACAACUAUCAUUGCCUUUUUACAAACUAUGCUUGCCAUUACGACAGCAGUAGUAGCGAUGAUCACCUAUAUCAUGCUGAAGGGUGUGUUUGAGUCGGUCUUGCGCCCUUACAACGUUGAGGGAUCUCUGGGACUUUCCUUGUUCUCUGUUCUCUGGUUUGGUGUCGCCUGCUCCAUUGCAUCGAGCUUCUUCUGGUCCUGGAGUGUCUGCUUUUGCUCUGGCAAAUGA
Messenger RNA from Exserohilum turcica Et28A, 765 nucleotides. RefSeq lists its product as uncharacterized. Lineage: Eukaryota; Fungi; Ascomycota; Dothideomycetes; Pleosporales; Pleosporaceae. Bases 1 to 765 code for a protein of 254 amino acids. Gene Ontology annotation, biological process: fungal-type cell wall organization. The record is from RefSeq and is a predicted model, not a curated record. The transcript has 3 exons. Gene Ontology annotation, cellular component: cell cortex of cell tip; plasma membrane.